UCAAUGUGGAGGCUUAAAUGAAAAUAUAAAUCGCUGAUCGCCGAUCGAAUCCAUUCCAGUCGACGUUGUUCAACGAAACUGAUAUCAGCGAAGUCAAGUGUUGCCGGUGAAGUUUUCUGAAGAUAUAUUUCCAAUUAAUUUGUCAUCAGGCCAUGACUUCAAAAGCAGAAGGUUUUUCCACCAAAGCUAUUCAUGCAGGACAGAGUCCAUUGCAAUGGAGCCAUCGUGCAGUUGUACCACCUUUGGUAAUGUCCACAACAUUUCAGCAGGAUGGUCCAGCUGAGUUUAAGGACUUUGAUUAUGGUAGAAGUGGCAAUCCAAUGCGCAAAGUGCUGGAGACAUGUCUAGCUGCUCUAGAAGAUGGCGAACAUUGUAUUACCUUUUCAUCUGGUUUAGGUGCAACAACUUCAAUUACUUCUUUGUUGGAAACAGGAGAUCAUCUUCUUGCUGGAGAUGAUCUUUAUGGUGGAACCAACCGGUUCAUCCAAAAUUGUUUAAAAAAGCAGGGCAUCACAUAUUCCUUUACAGAUAUGACAAAAGUAGAAAAUGUUAUAAAUGCUAUACAACCAAAUACAAAGAUGGUAUGGCUAGAGACACCAACAAAUCCUUUAAUGAAACUUAUAAAUAUUAAAGACGUCGCUGAUAGCUUAAAGUCUCACCGUCAAGACAUUAUUCUAGUUGUAGAUAAUACAUUCUUGACAUGCUAUUUCCAGAAGCCACUUGAGCUCGGUGCCGAUAUAGUGAUAUAUUCGCUGUCAAAAUAUAUGAACGGUCAUUCGGACGUCAUUAUGGGAGCUGCGAUCACGAACAAACAUGAUCUUGCGAAAAGAUUGCGAUUUUUUCAAAAUGCCAUGGGUAUUGUGCCAUCGCCCUUUGACUGCUUUAUGGUAAACCGAGGCUUGAAGACGCUCGAACUCAGGAUGCAACAGCACAUGAAGAACUCCCUGGCUGUAGCCAAGUUUCUAGAGUCUCAUCCUUGCGUUGAACGAGUAUUUCAUCCAUACCUCCCGUCCCAUCCGCAACAUGAAUUGGCUCUUAAGCAAACAACUGGUCACAGUGGUAUGAUUUCCUUUUACCUGAAAGGUGAUGAGCGCAAGUUUCUAAAAGAAUUAAAGAUCUUUACGUUAGCCGAAUCCUUGGGAGGUUACGAGUCACUAGCCGAAUUACCAUCCCUUAUGACGCACGCAUCUAUACCCGAAGAUAUGCGACUUGCAUUGGGUAUAACAGAUAAAUUGAUUCGGUUAUCUGUUGGUAUCGAAACGGAACAGGAUCUCAUAGCCGAUAUCAAACAAGCAUUAGAUGCUUGUCAAUGAACUAAACGUAGUUACAAAAAUAAUAAUAUAUAUUCUAAUUUGUAUACUAACUCUGUUAAUGUAUGACUGAUAUCAUGAACCCUUUACACAUUUCUACACAAAGAUCUUCAUAGAUGCAAAUAUUUUCUAUCAAUAGGUAUAAAGAGAUUUUAUUUUUCUCACACAUUUUAACAUUCCACAAUUCUCAUAUUUACAUAAGGAACAUUAUAUAGUACAGCAUAAUAAUCAAAUAUUUUUUGACACAUGUACAUCACACUCAUUCCGAUCUCUUUUGGUUGCCUGUGUACUUGCAUUAGAUAUGUGUAUGAAUAUGUGCAAAUAUCUUGCAAAUGUCUGAAUAUAUGCAAAUCUUCUAAAGUUCAGAGACAAUAAUUGUAUUUUAGAAUGACAUUUUUAACAGAUCACAGAAAUUACAAUACAACUGGCAAAAAAUUGCUAGAUUUGACAAACAUAAUUUUCGAGUGAGCAUUUUGUCUUGAUAUAUUUCUGAUAUUAGUAAUAUAUAUUAUCCCAUAUUCUC
This is a messenger RNA of Cataglyphis hispanica, 1833 nucleotides long. It is a transcript of the gene Cth, whose product is annotated as putative cystathionine gamma-lyase 2. The transcript is spliced from 8 exons. Gene Ontology annotation, biological process: transsulfuration. Gene Ontology annotation, molecular function: pyridoxal phosphate binding; cystathionine gamma-lyase activity. The coding region runs from base 153 to 1313 and encodes 386 amino acids. The record is from RefSeq and is a predicted model, not a curated record. Gene Ontology annotation, cellular component: cytoplasm. NCBI's taxonomy places the organism in Eukaryota, Metazoa, Arthropoda, Insecta, Hymenoptera, Formicidae.